Molecule: messenger RNA, 1050 nt
Organism: Schizosaccharomyces japonicus yFS275
Lineage: Eukaryota; Fungi; Ascomycota; Schizosaccharomycetes; Schizosaccharomycetales; Schizosaccharomycetaceae
Product: membrane transporter
Exons: 2
Coding region: 1-1050 (349 amino acids)
Cellular component (GO): membrane
Source: RefSeq, a predicted model, not a curated record
AUGCAGAAUUCUGCCGUUGAAGACCAUACAGAAAAGGUCGAUGACUACGAGUUAACGGAUGUGCAGGAUGAGGCAGGAAAUUUGCUCCCAAUGGUUGAGCAAAAGGCACCUCUUCUUGCAGCAUCUCCCGCGGUACUCGAACAGCAGAUGGCACUUUCUUCCGGAAAACGGAGGCGACGUCGUCUGAAAAAGGCAGCUUUUGUGUGUCUAUUCAUAGUCCUGUGGUUCUCUUUUUCAUUGGCUCUUUCAGUGGUUAAUAAAUGGAUGUUUUCUGAAGACCAACUCAAUUUCCGGUUUCCAUUGUUCAUGAGUAGUUCCCAGAUGGUUAUAGAUUGGCCUCUGGUGGGCUGCAUUUCUGUUAUAACAGUCGGUGUGGCUUUAAUGGUAGCCACGGAAGCCCAGUUUGCAUUGUCUGGCUUCCUACUCGUCUUGGCUUCCUCUGUCAUGUCUGGAUUGCGUUGGUCAAUUACACAACUGUACCUGCUUGAUCAUCCAGCGACCUCCAAUUCUUUCACCUCGCUUGCAGCUCUCACUCCGUUCAUGUUUCUGUUCUUAGUAUGCAGCGGACUUGUUCUCGAAGGGCCCAACGAGUUUAUUCAUUCCCCGCUGUGGGCUACACUUGGUUGGCGUAUGAGCAUGUUAUUUGUGUUUCCGGGUGUUCUCGCGUUUGUUAUGAUUUCGGCCGAAUUUGGUCUAAUCAAGAAAACCGGUAUCGUCACACUGAGUGUGUGCGGCAUCAUAAAGGAGAUCAUCACUAUUUUAUUCUCAUCCUUUUACUUUCAUGACAAGUUACUACCUAUUAAUUUCGUUGGCCUGGUAAUUGCGAUAUUUGGGAUUGCCAUUUACAACAUGUACCGUUACUUCCAGUCCUUAUCUGGAGAUGAUUCUGAUGAUUCUGAUGACGAACCCGAAGAAGAGAAUGAGCUACAAGAGGAGAGUGAGGAAGAGCCGUUACACUCUUCCAUGUCCGCAGGACAGAGUCAUUCCCGAAGCAGUUAUAUUCCACUUCGUGAAAUCACGCACAAAACCUCGCCCCCCGAAGAAGAUUGA